UUAAGUCAGCGUGUCAAGUUGGUCGUGUAAUUCUCAUAAAUCUUAAAUAGUUUAUUAUUUAAUAUUAAUAUAAUACGGAAAUGAGGGAAAUAGUGCAUAUCCAAGCUGGGCAGUGUGGAAACCAGAUUGGAGCGAAGUUCUGGGAAGUAAUAUCGGACGAGCACGGUAUUGACCCCACUGGUACCUACCACGGUGACUCUGACCUUCAGCUGGAGCGAAUCAACGUGUAUUACAAUGAAGCAACCGGCGGAAAGUACGUCCCACGAGCCGUUCUGGUCGACCUGGAACCAGGCACCAUGGACUCAGUGCGAUCAGGACCAUUUGGACAAAUCUUUCGUCCAGACAACUUUGUGUUUGGACAGUCCGGUGCAGGUAAUAAUUGGGCGAAGGGACACUAUACUGAAGGAGCUGAGUUGGUAGAUUCUGUUCUGGAUGUAGUCAGGAAGGAGGCAGAGGGAUGCGACUGUUUGCAGGGAUUUCAGUUAACGCACUCCCUUGGUGGCGGUACUGGUGCAGGAUUGGGGACUUUGUUGAUCUCCAAGAUUCGAGAAGAAUACCCAGAUCGUAUCAUGAACACGUUUAGCGUAGUGCCUUCACCUAAAGUAUCUGAUACUGUAGUCGAGCCAUACAAUGCUACACUAUCCGUGCACCAGCUGGUGGAAAAUACUGAUGAAUCCUAUUGCAUUGAUAAUGAAGCGCUGUACGAUAUUUGUUUCCGAACAUUGAAGUUGACUACACCUACGUAUGGGGAUCUAAACCAUCUUGUAUCUGCGACCAUGUCGGGAGUUACCACCUGUCUCCGAUUCCCUGGGCAACUAAAUGCCGACUUGAGGAAGUUAGCCGUGAAUAUGGUGCCAUUUCCUCGUCUGCAUUUCUUUAUACCUGGCUUCGCUCCGUUGACAUCUCGUGGAAGUCAGCAAUACCGUGCUUUGACUGUUCCUGAAUUGACUCAGCAAAUGUUUGAUGCCAAAAACAUGAUGGCCGCCUGUGAUCCGCGCCAUGGGAGGUACUUGACCGUUGCAGCCGUCUUUAGGGGCAGAAUGUCGAUGAAGGAAGUGGAUGAACAAAUGAUGAACAUACAGAAUAAGAAUUCUUCAUACUUCGUAGAGUGGAUUCCCAAUAACGUGAAGACAGCUGUCUGUGAUAUACCUCCUCGAGGUUUGAAGAUGUCUGCAACCUUUAUUGGCAACUCAACUGCCAUUCAAGAGCUAUUUAAACGUAUUUCUGAGCAAUUUACAGCUAUGUUUAGGCGUAAGGCAUUCUUACACUGGUAUACUGGCGAGGGGAUGGACGAAAUGGAGUUUACCGAAGCAGAGAGUAAUAUGAAUGACUUGGUGUCGGAGUAUCAGCAAUAUCAAGACGCCACGGCUGAGGAAGAAGGUGAAUUUGAUGAGGAGGAAGAAGGCGGCGACGAAGGAGACUAGAGAUGUAUUGUUUUUAAGGUUUUCAUUAUUAUAUUCUGUAUUUUAUAA
Molecule: messenger RNA, 1472 nt
Organism: Galleria mellonella (greater wax moth)
Lineage: Eukaryota; Metazoa; Arthropoda; Insecta; Lepidoptera; Pyralidae
Product: tubulin beta chain
Exons: 2
Coding region: 81-1424 (447 amino acids)
Biological process (GO): microtubule cytoskeleton organization; mitotic cell cycle
Cellular component (GO): microtubule; cytoplasm
Molecular function (GO): GTPase activity; structural constituent of cytoskeleton; GTP binding
Source: RefSeq, a predicted model, not a curated record